AGGCCGGCGACGUCACAGUGGGCCGGUUGAGCCUUCCUUCGUUCGAAUCAGGCAGGCUCUAUAUUCAUUUUACAUGUAGCAAGGUAAAUAUUGAUAUGCAGUGUCUAAUUUUAAAUGUGUCUAGUGCGUGAAUUAUCAUCAAAAUAUAAUCUUAAAUAAAUUUAUUUAUAAAAUUUUUCAUGCUAAAACGAAAAAAAUAAAAACUGUGCGACAAAUAAAAGCUGUGAAAAAAAUAUAUAAUUAUUAAAUAAACAAAAUUUAAUAUAUAUUUUAUAAAUAAAUAAUUAUCAAUCAAGGACUUGGAAAAAAAAAUUAUGAAGGAUAAAAAAUUAUUAUAAAAGUUUCAACGAUUGACAGUCAGUAUUUCUCGAGGAAUUUUAAAGAUUUUUUUUUAAAUUUAUUUUAUUCUUUGAUGAUGUUUAUUGUGUGUUUGAUGAACGAUGAUACAUCCCACGUUAUAACACGUUGAUCGUCGAUUGUAAAAAUAAAAAAUUAAAAUUAUUACCUCGCAUGUGGAAUUGAAUAAAUAAAUAAACACAAUUGAGGAAAAAAAAAAAAAUUAAAAAAUAACGCAUGACUAAGAAAUCAAUCGUAUAUAUCGUUACACGUAAUUUAAUAAAUAAUUAUUGCGUGAGUGCGAGUGUGAAUGUGUCGUCCAUGUGCAGCAGGGUUUGCGGGUCAGUUCAGACAUGGGAAGUGAGCAUUACUGCCUGAGGUGGAACAAUCAUCAGAGCAAUUUGCUGGGUGUGUUCAGUCAACUACUUGAAUCUGAAUCAUUGGUUGAUGUUACACUGGCAUGUACAGAGGGACCCUCAAUACGUGCACAUAAAGUUGUAUUAUCAGCUUGUUCAAGUUAUUUUCAAACUUUAUUUCUUGAUCAUCCAAAUCGUCAUCCAAUUGUUAUACUUAAAGACGUUAGAUUUAGUGAACUACGUACACUUGUUGAUUUUAUGUACAAGGGUGAAGUUAAUGUUGAAUAUUGCCAAUUAUCGGCAUUAUUAAAAACAGCUGAAAGUCUUAAAGUUAAAGGUCUUGCGGAUAUGACAAAUAUUAAUGCAGCAGUUGCAACAAGAGAUGAACAACAACAUCAUCAUCAUCAUCAACAUCAUCAACACCAUCAACAACACCACCAACAACAACAACAACAACAUCAUCAUCAUAAUAAUGAUGCACCACGUGAAACAAGAAAUGAUACAACGCGAGAAAGAGACAAAGAACAUCGUAUUGAUAAAGAAUAUAAUGAUAAAGAUAAUAUAAAAGAUGAAUUAAAAUUACAAAAUUCCCACAAAGAUCAUAUACAACAAAAUAAACAUAAUUCAUUAAUAAAUCAACAUGUUAAUGACAAUAGUGAAGCUGUUGAUAUGACUGAGUGUCCAUUAACACCAAAAAGAGAAAUUGAUUCAAGUCCUGAAAGGCCACUUGCACUUGAUAGACCAAGAAGAGAUUCUGAUGAUGCUGCUAGUUUAGAUGACACACGUGCAUCAAUUAGUCCAGUAUCAGUGCACAGUGGUCCAAGUGAUAUGUCUCUAACAAAUAACACAACAAUAACAACAGCAACAACAACAGCAGCGACAACAACAACAACUACAUCUUCAUCAUCAUCAUCGUCAUCUUCAUCAUUAAGCAAUAAUAAUAAUAAUUCUACAAGUACAACAACAACAUCAACAACAACAACGACGACGACAACACCACCAACACCAACAACAACACCAGGUGCAUUGUCACAAAGUAGACUUCCGUCCCCACACAGUACUGAACCACUUGCUGGACCAUCUGGCUUACCACCGGUACAACAAGUACCACUUUCACUCAAAAAAGAAAUGGAUUGGGAUAGAUCAAGUGAUGAACGAUGUGCUAGUAGUGAAUUAUCAACAGAUUACAGACUCCCACCAGAUCCGGUGAGUCUUUAUUCGAUGUCAUUGGCACUGGGUCUUGAUGCUGGAGGUUGGGGAGCUCUUGUUGAACGUGCAAGUGCAACAGGCAGUCCUUUAUUGGGCCAACAUGGAUCAAGUAGUAGCCUCGGUGUAGCUGGACUAGCAUCAUUAGCCCGUCGUUGCACAGUAUGCCUAGCAACAUUUCCAUCAGCAUGGUUAUUAGAAAGACAUGCACUAUUACAACACGCUGGACAAUCAAAAGAAGAAAAACCAUUUACAUGUGAACAAUGUGGUCAACGUUAUCGUUAUCGUUCAGCAUAUGUUAAACAUCGUGAACAAAAUCAUCGUGCACGUCUUCCAGCAGAUAAAUUAUUUACAUGUGAUGUUUGUGGUAUGCAAUUUAGAUAUUUAAAAUCAUUUAAAAAACACAGAUUAAAUCAUGCACUUGAACGUCUACAACGUGGUCCAGAAAAUUUAGCAUCUGGUAUAUCAAUAUUAUCGGAAAGAGCUGAACGUAGUGAUCAAGUAUCAAGUACUGGUGAACCAUCACAAUUAGAAACUGGUAGUGAAGCUGCUAGUCCAGCAGCAACAGGUGUUAGUGGUAUUGGUAGUGGUGGUGGUGGUGUUGAUGAUAUAGCUAAAGAUUCAACUGAAACUGGUGAUGUUAAUUCAGAAACAACAAGUGAACAACAUGAUAAUAAUCAAGAUAUUACUGAACAAGCUAUUGAUCUUCAUACUGGAAGAAAUAAUGUUAAUUCAAAUGAUCAAUUAAAUAAUAUUGAUACUGAUAUUAAUAAUAUAACAACUGAACGUGUAUUGAGUAUUGUUAAAGCUCAUCAUGAUACUGAAAAACGUGAACGUCGUUUUGCAUGUCCAUUUUGUGGUAAAUGUGUACGUUCAAAAGAAAAUUUAAAACUUCAUGUACGUAAACAUACUGGUGAAAGACCAUUUGUUUGUUUAUUUUGUGGUCGUGCAUUUGGUGGUAAGAGUGAUCUUACACGACAUUUACGUAUUCAUACUGGUGAAAGACCAUAUCAUUGUGAAAUGUGCGGUAAGUGUUUUGCAAGGGCUGAUUAUUUAUCAAAACAUCUAACUACCCAUAUACAUCAACGUUAAAUCCAAUUUUUUAUUUUAAUUUACUUGUUUUUUUUUUUUUCCAUUUAUUUGAAUAUAUUUAUAUUUUUUUAAUUGCCAUUUAGUUUUUCUUUGAAGAAUAAUUACUUUUUUGCAUUCAGUGUGCUUCCAUAUUUCUUAGAAAUAAUAAUUAUUUAAUUAUUGCGUUGUGAUAUAAGUAUAUAACUAAAUAAUGUGAUUUGUUAUUAAUUAUUCAAACAGUCCAAAUGUAAUUUUUUCAUAUGGAAAUUAUAUUAUUAUACGUCAAUUAAAGAUAAACGAUUUAUUUUUUAUGAUUUUUUUUUUAAUAAUUGAGCUGACUUUGGUCACAAGAAAAAAAUUAAAAAUGAUAAUUAAUAACAGAGCAAUGAAAAAGUGAGUGAAAAUUUAUGGAAAAUUAAAUAAAAUCCUAGAAUACGAUGCUCUAUAUAUAGAUGUACAGAAAAUGAAUAACUUGUGAUAAGAAAUUCUCGAUAGAAAUACCAAAAAACAAACAAACUUCUUUAAAAAAAAAUAUAUGAACAACGAUUAAGUACUAUGAUCUAAAAAUGAUAAAACAAAGUGCAAAAAUUUAUGCAGAAAAAAUAAUAGGAGGCUCAAUAAUGAUUUUUCGGUGGCUAAAUAUAUUACCGGUGGUGACAUAGUUGGUCAUCUUGAUGGAUCAUCUCACAUAUAAUUACACGCGAAAAUAAAAACGAAAAAUAAAACACUUAAAUUUUAUCGACAAAGUGAGAAAUUAAACUACAAGUUAAAUAAAAAAAAAAAUCACUGUAAUAAUUGUGACGUUUAUUUAAAGUAAUAACUUUUCUACAAAAGUUACAUGUAAGAUAAAUAUUUCAAUGAGUUUUAAAAUGAUAUUUAAAAAGUUAAAUAAGUUGCAAAUAUAUGGACGCAACGACGUGUGCAUAAAACGGAAGGACGUGUGACACAUAAAAAAAAAAAUAAAUUAAUAAAAAAUAAUGCCAAGAAAGAAGAGAUAAAAAUAGUAAAAAAAAAAAAGAUUAUUUGUUUAAUAAAUAAUCAAUCCAAUGCGUCCUUCCGUAGAGUGUGCCGGUGCCUUUGAAUCCCGAAAUCCUUUAACGUGGAUAGCAAUAAAUUUUUAUUUUCCUCAUUCAUUUAUAAAAAAAAAAAAAAUACACAAAUACACACACACAUUGUCGCUCACGUACUACGUAAAAUAAAAAAAAAAAUAAAUAAUAAAAAAAAAAAAUCUAUGGAAAGCAAAUAAUGAAUAUUAAUUAAUAAUUUUUUUUUUCUUUUUGGUUUGUUAAAAUGUUGAGGAAUAAAUGUACAAUAUUUAUAUAUGUGUGCAUAUAAAUUAGUUAAUAUUAAUAUUAAUAAUUAUGAUAAUAAGUGUAAAAGCUCAUAAAUAAGUGUGGCUUUAAUUUUGUCCAUUGAAUUCUGUCCGUGUAUAAAUUUUAAUCACCGUAUUAUAAAAUAACAGUUGAAAAAAAAAUAUCAAAAUAGCCAAUUAUUGAAUUGAAAUUUGAAAAAUAAAUAUUUAUUUGAUAAAUGGAUUUUUAAAUUGUUGAUAAAAUAAAUGUAAUUGGUUAUUUUGAUGUUUUUUUUUGCAUACUAGUUAUUGGUGAAUUAAAAAAAAAUGAUUUAAGGUGCUAAUUAAUUAUUUAAGUCCCAAUUGAGUGGGUCGUUUGCCAAUGUUUUAGCAAUGCCAAAGAAUAAUCUGAGUAUGAAAAUAAUAAUACCGUAAUAGAAAGAAAAAAAAUGAAUUUUGAAAGAAAAAAAUAUAUAUUUCCAUCCAAAUGAUUUUGUGGCGAAUAAUAUGUUAUACAAUUAAUUGUAAAAAUAUUUAAGACACAUUUAAAAAUCAUUAUUAUUUGAUGACUAAUUAAUUAUAAUUUUUGAUAGAAAAAAGAGUAGAGAUUAUCAAUAUUGAUGAAUUAUUUUUACCUUUUAAAAAUGUAAGCAAUUCAUCAAUAUUUUAGUCUUUUUUUCUUUUCAACUUUUUCAGUGUUUACAUGAAAAUUCUAUUCGUACGUCUCGUUUUCUCUGUGUAUAUUUCUCCAGCUUCCUUCUAUUGAUUAAAUUUAAAAAUUUAAAAAAAAAACCACAACGAUAAAAGUGCAUUAGACUUGAAAAGAAUUUAAAUAAAAAAAAAACAUAAUUUUCUUUCAUUACAUUUUUAAUAAACUCAGCGAUAAUUAAAUAAAUAAAAUUAAUAAAAACUCCUUGGUGCCGAAAAAAAAAAAAUGAAAAUUGUGUAUCAGGUAUAUGCAAUGCUGUGGAAAAGAAAAAAAAUUUACAACAGAAUUUUAAUUAUUUCAAUAAUUGUUUUUGUGAUUACAAAAAAAAAUUUUUUAAAAAACUGAUCGAUAAUAUGAAAAAACGUCGACAGAAAUUAAAUACCCCAGGAUUUCUAUCACACAUAAAAAAAUUAAAAUUAAUUUAACAAAAAUUUACAUGUUUUUCUGCAUAGAAAUUAGUAAACAUAGUCUAAUAUUUCCGCGUUAUUUAAUUUUAUAUUUAAAUUCAAAUUUCAAAUAAUUACUGACCAAAAAAAAAAUCCAUUAUGUUUUUUUUAAAAAAAAAUCAAUAAUCUUUAAAAUUUAAUUAAAGAAAAAAAUUAAUAAUUAACAAUAAUUAAACUAGAAAAUAAUGUCACAAUAAAAAUAUUAUUUACUUGGCACUUGGGAGUUUUACAGCCAUUUAAACCGCGAUGAUAAAUAAAAUAACAAAACGAUACCUACACAACACCAAAUAAUAAAAAUAUAUUUAUAUAUAUUAUUUAAAUUUUUUUAAUAAUAAGAGUUACAUAGAUUAGAAAAUAUAAAUAUAUAUUUAAUGAAUGUUCCUAUAUUUGUACUCUUAGAAAAAUAUUAAAUGUAUUAUUAUUAUUAUUAUUAUAUACAUAUAUCGAUAUUCGAUGGUGAUUUAAAAUUUCUAUACUAAAAAAAAAACCAAAUAACAUAAAAAAAUGAAAAAAAAAAAUUACUAAUACUGAGUGUCUAGAAUUUAGAAUAAAAUAAAUUGUAAAAUUAAAUUUUGACGAAAAAAAAAAAAGUGACAUUGCUACCAAACAAGUAGUUUUAAAUUGAAAAUUCAAAAAAUGUUUUUUCAAUUAAUUUGGAUAUGAAGCUACUGAAAAAAUAAAAAAUAAAAUAAAUAAAAUGUGAAUUGAAAAUUUUAGAAAAUACAGAUACACUCAAGCAGAAAGAAACCAUUUUAAAAAAUAGGGAGAAUUAUAAUAUGUAAGCAGGUCGCGUGUGGCGGAGGCAAGGGUCUUCCUAUUUUGACUGAACGAUCAGAUGUGAUAUACGUGUAAGAAUAUAAAAAAAAAAAAUA
Aphidius gifuensis is the source of this 6287-nucleotide messenger RNA. It is a transcript of the gene mamo, whose product is annotated as gastrula zinc finger protein XlCGF48.2-like. NCBI's taxonomy places the organism in Eukaryota, Metazoa, Arthropoda, Insecta, Hymenoptera, Braconidae. Gene Ontology annotation, cellular component: nucleus. The transcript is spliced from 4 exons. Gene Ontology annotation, biological process: regulation of transcription by RNA polymerase II. The record is from RefSeq and is a predicted model, not a curated record. Gene Ontology annotation, molecular function: protein binding. The coding region runs from base 690 to 2990 and encodes 766 amino acids.